CAUCUUACGCCAAAGAAAGUUCAGUUUUAAACUUGCCGUUGCUGGAUAGCUGUGUGCUAGUUUAUUUGGGCCAAAUCUACAAUAAACAUGUCCUGCCAAGUGAAAUACAUGACACUUACAUUGAUAUUUAGUUCCUUUGCCAUCCUUUGUUACUUUAUUGCCUUGGUUUCAACACACUGGAUACAAAAUGAUGUAGACACGGAAAGGCUAGAACGGCUUGGUAUCAGCAAAGUCUACUGGCGAACAAUCAUGGUCAACGAAACGAUGAUUGGGCUUGGCCCCAGGAACUCGACAGAGACACGCUUGCCGCUCGUUGGUGUGAGCGCUGACGAAUUUUUAAUGCCAACCUCGUUUCAUAUCGCUCAGGCUUGCUACUAUGCACGCAGCAUCAGCUUAGGAUUGUUGGUUAUUUGCCUCUACAUGCAUUCGUGGAAAGCUGACAAUGAGCUAGACGUUGAACCCUCCACAAUCACAAAUUUGAGGGCGAUAUACGCCUGCUGUAUUAUAUCAGCACUAUUAGGAAUGGCUAGUUUAAUUUCCUUCACCAUCUGUAGCGGCUAUGACGAAUGGACACCAUACAGCGAGCACAACUACUUCGGAUGGGCGUUUUACGUUGCAAGUUUGAGUGUCGCAUCGAUGUGGCUGGCUUCAAUUGCUACCCUCGCAGAUGUUUUAUGGCAAAAAAAAGCAAACUACAAUUCAAAGCAAGAUCUUGCGAAUAAUGAAUAUGAAAUGGUCGAUAUGAAGAAAUCUAAAGAAGAAAACGAACCUCUCUAUAUAGAUGUUUAAAUGAAGCUUUUCAUCGACU
Molecule: messenger RNA, 808 nt
Organism: Cloeon dipterum
Lineage: Eukaryota; Metazoa; Arthropoda; Insecta; Ephemeroptera; Baetidae
Exons: 4
Coding region: 88-789 (233 amino acids)
Cellular component (GO): membrane
Source: RefSeq, a predicted model, not a curated record